AUGGAGCUCUCAGAGGAGUUUGCGAAAUGGUCAUCAUCCCAUGUUGCGAUCACCACGAUAUUUGCUAUGACACAUGCGGCAACACUCAAGCUCAGUGCUUUUAAAUUGUGUCUUAAUUCAGCAUGUGGUUCACUAAGAGGCAAUGGAUUUCAAUGGUGGAUCGAGUUCCGCCAGGCUGCUUGCAAACUCGAUGGUAGUACUCUAUAUGCAAUCGUUAACUUUGCUGGUUCAAGUGCAUUCAAGGAAGCACAAAUGGCACACGGUUGCAAUUAA
This is a messenger RNA of Rotaria sp. Silwood2, 273 nucleotides long. The record is from the annotation of a GenBank genome assembly. Lineage: Eukaryota; Metazoa; Rotifera; Eurotatoria; Philodinida; Philodinidae.